GAUAUUGGCACUGAGUCACUCGGCGGCGGCAACUUUCAAAUCGACAGCACGGUAUUCGCGUUUAUCCCCCCCCCCCCAAAAAAAAACACGCAUACAAUUGCAAAACCUGAGCGCAACGGAAUAAUGAAGAAUCCGUCCCCGUCUACAGAAAAACUUCAGGAAAUGGAAGUGGCAAUAGCGCCACGGUUUCUGAAUGCUCCCGUCGAUUCAAAUUCACACGGAUAUUCGGAAGAAUCUGUCGAUGCGGCAGAUGGUAAAACAGUAGUGGGUGAAAAGGAAGUCAAAUGUUCUGAACGCGAAUUGAGAGCAACCCACGAUCAGAUCAACAGCGCCGAAGAAAACGUUAUCAUCAGCGUCACAUCCAGGAACUUCCUUGAAAACAUGCAAGAACGAGACUGCUGCGUGACAGCUGGUAAACAACUAUUCCACACAGCUGAGAGUGAUGCAGAAAUGGCGAGAAGGGCCAAGGAGGAGGGAAUUGUCAACAUUGUCUUCCCGGGAACUGUGACUCAGGAAGGCUGUUGCCGUUUUGUCAGCGAAAUCCUAAAGUGUAUUCUGUAUCAGAGGCAACAACUGCCCAUGACCUAUGACCAACUAGUGUAUUCGCAGAAGAAAUGUCAAGACUCAAAAGUGGAUGAAGAUGUUGUUUGUCGAAGGCAGGUGAAUUUGGCAGAUGUAAAUAGGCGUAAGUGUCAAGAGACGCUGCAGGACCUUGAGGAGGUGCUGCAUCAGCUGGAGGUGCUGUUCUGCCUGAGCAAGGUUCCCCAAGUUCUGCUGCUUAUGGGUGGCUCACUCAUCCUCCCCAAAGAGAUAUACGAGAUCAACCUGGAGGCGCUGGUAUUGGCAAGUGGCGAUAACUGCCUACGGGUGUCGUCAUGUUUAAGACAACUCUUCCGCACACUUUUUGUAGCUGACCUUUUGUCCGAUAGUAGACCAGGCCGUUUAAUGCCCACCACAGUCUUGGCACUGGCACACAGGGACUGUGGGGUAGGUUGGUUUCAUCCUAAACUCCAAUUUAAAGUACCAACUUGUGUCAAAAAGCAAGUUAUUGCUCUUUGUACUGACCUGUGCACUUUUGGGAACAAAAGCGCAGACAGCCAUGAAUAUGUGUGGUUUCAAGCACCUACAGCCAUCAAAGGCUUUCGAAACUGACUGCAAAUGUGCUACUUUUUAAAAUCAUGGUUCAAAUUAAUUUAGAAUAUACAGUAUUUUAACAUUUUACCAGCAUAUUUUUAAUGAAACACUGCAACAUUUAUUGGUAUCAAAAUUAAAUUGAUUCAUGCAAGACAGA
Hippocampus zosterae (dwarf seahorse) is the source of this 1291-nucleotide messenger RNA. It is a transcript of the gene mad2l1bp, whose product is annotated as MAD2L1 binding protein. The record is from RefSeq and is a predicted model, not a curated record. The coding region runs from base 124 to 1152 and encodes 342 amino acids. NCBI's taxonomy places the organism in Eukaryota, Metazoa, Chordata, Actinopteri, Syngnathiformes, Syngnathidae. Gene Ontology annotation, biological process: regulation of exit from mitosis. The transcript has 3 exons. Gene Ontology annotation, cellular component: nucleus.